AUGGCAGAGGAUUAUCAAACAACUAACAAUGUUAUGGAAUUAGACUUGACUAAUAUGUUGGUGAAGGACUUGAAUGAACUCUUAAACCUAAAUGCAACUGCAUCAUCUCGUAUAGCUGCAACAUUAUUUCCCGGUGGUAGGACUGCACACUCUCGAUCUAAGAUACCUAUUGAUAUACAAUUGAGUUCUAUUUAUGGUAUUCAAAAGCAAAAAGAUCUUGCAAAUCUCAUUAGAUUUGUUGCCACAAUAAUUUGGGAUGAAACACCAAUGACAAACAAAAAAAGUUUGGAAGCCUUAGAUCGAUCAUUCCAAGACAUUUGUAGCAAUAGUGCUCCAUUUGGUGGAAAAGUUCUGAUCAUGGGGGGAGAUUUUGGUCAAGUUCUUCCCGUUGUAAGAAAAGAGUUUGAAGAAUUUCUUAUUCGCAUUGGUGAUGGUGUUGAACCUACCAAACCAGAUGACAUGGAUGCCCCAUAUAUGGUACAAAGAGCUAUUUUGACACCAACAAAUGAUGAUGUCCAGAAAUUGAAUGAUAUGAUUAUCGAUCAGUUUCUAGGAGAAGAAAAUAAUUUGUUGUUGUUUGACGAGGUUGAAGGGGAUAACCAUAAUUUGUACCAACAAGAAUUCUUAAACUCAAUUGCACAAAGUAUUUUGCCACCACAUAUUCUAAAGAUUAAAAAGGGUGCAUCGUUGUUGUUGUUACGAAAUCUAUAUCAUAGAUAUGGAUUGUGUAAUGGGACACGAUUAUUAUGUCGUGGUUUAUUUAUGAAUAUGUUGGAUGUGGAAAUCUUGACAGAAAACAACGCAGGAAAACGAGUUUUUUUGCCUUUUGUCCUUAGUAUAAAGAAAUUUCUUGUGCGACUAAGUUUUGUAAUUACUAUAAAUAAAUCACAAGGACAAACCAUUCCAAAUGUUGGAAUAUAUCUUCCACGACAUAGUUUUAGUCAUGGACACUUAUAUGUGGCUUUAUCCAGGGGUGUUUCACAAACUACGACAAGAGUUUUAACUAGGGAAGGAAAAUUGAAAGGAAAAGAUGUCAAACUAGAACACUGUGAAAUCUUCCAAUUAUGUAAGGAGUUGAGACGAAAGAAUGUUGAAACUUGCUUCGACAUAAAAAUAAGAGACUUUGAAGAUAAAUGGAACACAUGGAAGGAUGAACAAAUCAUUUCAUCCAUCGGCAAACUCGAUAAUAAGGUGUAUUUACCUUUUUUACAAUACGUAUAA
Molecule: messenger RNA, 1221 nt
Organism: Lathyrus oleraceus (garden pea)
Lineage: Eukaryota; Viridiplantae; Streptophyta; Magnoliopsida; Fabales; Fabaceae
Exons: 6
Coding region: 1-1221 (406 amino acids)
Biological process (GO): DNA repair; telomere maintenance
Molecular function (GO): DNA helicase activity
Source: RefSeq, a predicted model, not a curated record